AUGCCUUCCAUCAGUCUCACUCACAAUUAUACACUUCAUAAUGACCUGGUACCAUGUAUCACAACAGAACCAGCAACUCAAGGUUAUAAUCACACUCACGACUUCAAACAUCUCCUAUCAAGAGCCCUUCACAAGCUUAAUCGUCGAGACAUAGCUCCGGAAAUCAUAGGAAUAGUCGUCGGUUUGACUCUCCUCGCCGCUGUCAUCGGAGUUGGUUUAUUUGUAUGGAAUUGGAACAUCUUCAAGCAGCUCAGGACGAGCAGCAGUCAGAGACGCAACCAUCAUCGUCACUCGCGCCGUCGGCGUCAUAUCAUAGGACAUCUCAACGCAAGUGUCGAGGGUGACCCUGAAGAUAUCGAGCUUGAGUGUCGUGAGCGACAUCACCGCCAUGGAGUCCAUCACCACCCUAACUGCCGACAUCACAGGCUUCACCACGGACGACGACAUCAUCGUUCAGGCCCUCGAAGACCGGAGCCGAUAUUUCAGAUGCCCAAUCCUUGUCAUCUACAUCCAUUCCACCCACCGAAUGAGAUGGACGCACCUCAGAUACACGAUGGACUGAAUUAUCCUUUCCUGUUUGGACAUCGUUGGCAUAGACGGCAUAGGGAUGUUGUUUCUGUUUGUUAG
Molecule: messenger RNA, 627 nt
Organism: Fusarium fujikuroi IMI 58289
Lineage: Eukaryota; Fungi; Ascomycota; Sordariomycetes; Hypocreales; Nectriaceae
Exons: 1
Coding region: 1-627 (208 amino acids)
Source: RefSeq, a predicted model, not a curated record